CCAGGUUUUGCUUUGACGAUGGCGUGGUUGCGUUCUUGUUGACGGUGCGUGCGAGGCCGUCGGGCCGACGAUCAUGGUUACAUAGGAGUUAACGUCGGCCAACUAGGCUCAUCACUUGCCAGUUCAGAGAGCGGCCGCCGAAUGGCGAAAGCGGCUCAGCCGUUCGCCCCGGCGGUUGCCUGUGCGCCGGUCACCAAAGUGGAGAUCAGCGUCUCAUGCAGGCAACUCAAAGACAAGGACUUUUUCUCCAAGUCUGACCCUAUGUGCGUUCUGUUUAUGAAAGAAUCUGACAGUGACACUUGGCGUGAGGUGGGACGCACUGAGACUGUAGACAAUUGCCUCAACCCUGAUUUUGUGACCAAGUUUCUUGUGGAUUACUACUUUGAAGAGCGACAGCAGCUUUUGUUCAAACUGUAUGACAUUGAUAGCCCCAGUGUAGACCUUCAGAAUCAUGAUUUUCUUGGUCAGGCUAGCUGUACUUUGGGAGAGCUCGUUGCCUAUCAGGGCACACAAGUCAAGUUCCAGCUGUCGGGCCUCCCGGGCAACUGUGGCACCAUUUUGUUGACUGUUGAGGAGGUGCUUGACUGCAAGCGGGUAAUUGACAUGCAGUGGUACGCUCAGAAGCUGGACAAGAAGGACUGGUUUGGGAAGUCGGAUCCUUUCCUAGAGUUCUACCGCAUUAGUGAGGACAACACGUACACAGCAGUAUUCCGCACAGAAGUGGUCAAGAAGAGCUUGAACCCGACAUGGCGGCCCUUCGCCAUUCAGAUGCGUCAGCUGAGUGGUGGCGAUGAGGACCGCACUAUCCGCAUUGUCUGCUAUGACUGGGACUUUGAUGGAGGCGUGUCUCGCAGCCACGAUCUCAUUGGAGAGUUCUACACCAACGUGCGCACGCUUGCCGAAGGACCUGGUCCAGCGAACGAGUACGAUCUCAUCAACAAGAAAAAGCAGGCCAAGAAGAAGAAGUACAAAAAUUCAGGUGUGGUGAAAUUGAUGUCCUUUGGAAUCCGUGAAGAGGCCACCUUUCUUGACUACAUUCGUGGCGGCCUGCAGAUGCACUUCACUGUGGCUGUGGAUUUCACUGCAUCAAAUGGGGACCCCCGAGAUCCUGCAUCCUUGCACUUCCUGGACCCAUCGCAGCCGAAUGCGUACAUGAUGGCCAUCCAGGCAGUUGGCGAGGUGAUCCAGGAUUACGACUUCGACAAGAUGUUCCCUGCGCUGGGCUUUGGCGCACGGCUGCCACCCGACGGGACUGUGUCGCACGAGUUCUUCCUCAAUGGCCACCCGACGGACCCGUACUGUGUGGGCAUCGAGGGUGUCCUUGAGGCCUACCGUAGGACCCUGCGGUCCGUGCAGCUGUACGGGCCCACGAACUUUGCACCGGUCAUCAACCACGUGGCAAAGUUUGCGAGGACGUACCGUGACGGCACGAGCUACUUUGUGCUGCUCAUCAUCACGGACGGGGUCAUCAGCGACAUGCCGCAGACUCUAGAGGCUAUUGUGCAGGCCUCCUCCCUGCCAAUGUCCAUCAUCAUUGUGGGUGUUGGAAAUGCUGACUUCUCAGCCAUGGAGGUGCUGGACGGAGACGUGGUGCGAGUGAGCUCGCGGGGCCGUGCGGCCGAGCGGGACAUUGUGCAGUUUGUGCCCUUCCGCAAGUUCCUCCAGGGCGGGCCUUGGCAGAGUAACCAGAUGCGGCUCGCCAAGGAGGUGCUGGCCGAGAUCCCCGACCAGGUCACCAGCUACAUGCUCAAGAAUCACGUCAAGCCCGGGCUGGGCUCUGCCUCCCAGGGUGGGGCCUCCUGAGUGCCAAAAGCAGCAGCGCCACACUGUAGACAAGUAGCCAGCACAGUCUUUCACAUAGAGCUGGUCCACUCUCAACAUGCUAGAGCAGAGGCACCCACACCCCAUCCACUAGGCUGGCUGCAGCAGUGCCAGUUCACGAGGCUGGUCUCGUCGUGACUGCACACACACACAUACACAAAAUACACUUUGUUGUCGCUUGUGUGUCCGGCCGGAGGUUGAGGCACAGGUACGCAACCCGUAUGCUUCGUUGCGAAUUCUUUUGGGCUGCUGUCAAUAGAAUAGGCCAUGCAAAAGUUUUCACGGGCACCUGAAGUUGCCAACAUAUUUUCGAGAUUGACACAACUAGGACUGUAAAACUCCUGCUCAAAGUGUUGUUCAACCUUGAGGGCCCUUCUAACAAAGAGUGAGGAAGGAAGGCUAGCACCUGUCCAUGCAACACUUCAAGCACUAGGUAGUCAACCCUGCUUAUGUCAACCAAGAUUAUUGGGGAACCUGAGUCUGCUGUAUGCGCAUAAGGCACAUGAGCACCUCAGUGUAUUAUUGAUCUCACCAUAUUGAUCAUGAAAAAAAAAAAAAGGCCAAGGUGCCUUUCUUCGUGUUUUGAUGGCAAUCCAAAAGAGUCUUGAAAGGGCGUGUAGUGUAGCUUUGGCCAGUGUUCCACAACUGGUGCAGUGACCAAAGCUCAAUUUUGCAUUCUUGUGCCUUUGCCUUCAGCCAUAUACAAGUUGCGACGAGUUACAGUUAUGUUGAAUAUGCUCAGGGGGUCGAACAAAGGGAGCAGAGGUGUGCCAUUCCUGCAGAGAGCAGGUUGUACAUGUGCCGUCUACCCCAGUGACAGAGGGAUCUAUCAGGCUAAGAGACAGAAACAAUAGGAGUGCCACAACGUGCCAACAUUAGAAAGCAAGCCAAAGGUACUCACUCAUCAGACCUGUAAAAAUAUUAAUUCAAAGUACAGGAUACAUUAUAUGGCUUGCGUGUUUUAGACACCACAUAGGAGCCCUGGUCACAGUUUAGCACAGCCUUUCUAGAGAGAUGGGCAGGUCAGAUCAGGGGGCAGUUCCUUGUCCAUGUUUUCAGACACGGCAGCUUGUGAUGUAAUCCAAUUAGCACCAGCCGUCUGUAGAUAGCUUGCACGGACAUUGCCAUCGCUGCCACAUGGGAGAACCACUGGCAUGGCGACUGCUUUUUAAUCUGAUAAAAGGAAAACUUGGCAUCCACUUGAAUGUAGCACAAGGCUGAAAAAGAAACCCAUACCGGUUCCACAGGAAAGAAAGCUGGCAGCUGAAAGUAAAAUUCAUGAUGGUCCAAAGACAAACCCAGCACCAUCACCUUUUCGUGACAUUUGUCUUGCCAACUGAGCUGACCAUGAGAGAGAAUUAAUUGACAAAAAAUUGAGUCACAUGAUUUGAAUGAGAAAGCAUCAUGACUUCCCUAAUUGACUGGUUAUGUCCACAAUACAUGAUACUAUGCAUUGUCACAUGUCCUUCACAACUCUACCUUAAUCCACCUUGCUAUAAUUUGUACCAACCUUAAUCCAAUUUAAUUUGCCUUCAUUCACUUUACUCCACCUUAAGUCACCUUGCUCUAACUUGUACCAACUUUAAUUAUGUAUUACUACUGAUGGCAUACAAGACACUGAUGACGUCACUGAUGAUGAUGAUCUUUGUUACCACUCGUGGACAGCGCCAACUUUUUUGCCUCAUGCGACAUAUAAUUCUUUCACAUCAAUAAGUGGGUGAAGGCUAGUUAAUGAGACAAGUUCUAGAGAAAUGCAUUAAAUGGGCCCUGACACUCCUUUUCGAAGACUGUAAGAAAACGUUGCAUGUCUGUCAAUGAGGCUCCUGUGAACUGAGCCUAAUAUAGCACUGAAUGCAACAGGAAACCUACAAUCUCUUGUCAAUAGUAGUGAAAGAUUGCUUGCUCUCUCCUUUGCAAUGUCGUCAUGCAAGCAUCAUCACAAGCAGCAGAGCCCACAACAGCUAUUGGCUGAUUUCGUGUUUGUGAGGACAUUCUCAGCAAUACAAUUAUUGCUCAUUUGCAUUAUAUGAAUGAAAAAUGUGUGUGCGAUCUCAAAAAGAGAGAAAAGCCAUUUCAUCAUUGCACUGCCAGUCUACACAUGACAGUUGUGCAUUACUGUGUGUGGCCUCAAGAGGUGAAAAGUGCAGCAUAGAUAUUGCGGCCAUCUCGCUGCCAAGGCUCAACCUUUGGGUAGGGCCAGUGCUCCCUUGCAACCUCUUGCCAUCUCCCCUGUGUAGCUUCCAGCGCGCUAGUGGAAAUGAAAGAGGAGAGAAAGCCGCCGAUCGCUCCGAUAACUACAUCUAACUUUAGUAGUCAAGAGUUUUACGAAAGUUUGUCUAGUCAGGUAACAUGAUGAAGAAAUUGCAGUCACUGACCAAGUCAAGGUGAAAAUAAGACGUUUUUAACACAGAGACGCUAUUGUGAUCAAGAAACCCGCAUGGGUCCCUAGACAUCUGUGUUAUUUUCACGUUGACUUGGUCAGUAACUGCAAUUUCUACAUUUAACUUUGCUUGUGCUUGAAGGAUUAUAAAAAUUUUUGUGGCUGGCAACUCGUGAGGCUACAUAAUUUAACAGUGAUGUCAUUCUACGAUUACUUAAAAAAAAGCAUUUUAGGGCCCCUUUAAGUGGAGGAAAAGUUGGACCCCCCCUAAUGUAGCACAAAGCUAGAAAGGAAACCAACGUGGCUCAAACGAAAAGACGCAUUGAUCCAAUAUGCACAUCUUAUGCAGCCCAAUGGAGGUACAAGCUGCCUUAUUGGCAAAAUAAUGUAGGUUCAUGAGAAAAAUGUGCGCCAGCUCCUAUUGUUUGGCUUGUUAGGUGUACACCAUCCGUUAGCUAUAGUCACAGCCACUGCACUGGGGCAGACACCAUCUUUUUGUUCAUAUGCAAAGGCUAGCACUCUCCUCCCCGUCUGGCAACGCCAAUCACGUGUGAUAUUUUUGUGUCGGCUGCAUGCAGUGGGGCACUCGUAAACAACGAACAAAACUCCCACGAGACCCAGUGUGGUCAGUGCAGGAACCUCCCGCCCCCCCUUGCCAAGAAGGAAAAUGAAUGCCAUGCUCCCUCAAUUCGACGUGCCACCACUGCCUGUGGCAGGUCCAUGUUGUUGUUGGCCUUGUGUUCCUCCAUGCUGUUUUAAUGUAUGGGGCUUUAUACUGACUAUGUUGGAAGCUUUGCUGUUAUUUUUCUAUUGCGCAGAUGAAUCCACCAAGGGCACUGAACACAAAUAAAAACCCACAAGUGUUUUUCUUGUUUGGCAA
Messenger RNA from Dermacentor albipictus, 5081 nucleotides. RefSeq names its product copine-8-like. The record is from RefSeq and is a predicted model, not a curated record. Gene Ontology annotation, molecular function: calcium-dependent phospholipid binding. Gene Ontology annotation, cellular component: plasma membrane. Gene Ontology annotation, biological process: cellular response to calcium ion. NCBI's taxonomy places the organism in Eukaryota, Metazoa, Arthropoda, Arachnida, Ixodida, Ixodidae.